Messenger RNA from Cynara cardunculus var. scolymus (artichoke), 383 nucleotides. RefSeq names its product PRA1 family protein B4-like. The record is from RefSeq and is a predicted model, not a curated record. The transcript has a single exon. Gene Ontology annotation, biological process: vesicle-mediated transport. The annotation marks the transcript as partial. Gene Ontology annotation, cellular component: endoplasmic reticulum; Golgi apparatus. NCBI's taxonomy places the organism in Eukaryota, Viridiplantae, Streptophyta, Magnoliopsida, Asterales, Asteraceae.
GAUUAGCCAAGAGAAUCAAACGUCAUGAGUUAAAACAAAGACAUAUCAAUCUCAUCUCAUAUAUCUCUCUCGUCAUCCUCCUGGGUCUCCUCGCUGCCUGGCUCUUCCUCUACCUCUUCCGGCCCUCUGAUCCGUCGUUGGUGAUCUUCGGCCGUACGUUCUCGGAGUGUGAAACCCUAGGCCUGUUGAUUGUCUCGGGCAUCGUCGCAAUCUUUCUAACAAGUGUCGAAUCUGUACUGAUCUCUGCUUUGCUUCUUGGAACUGCGGUUGUUUCUGCUCAUGGUGCUUUCAGGACUCCAGAGGAUCUGUUCCUUGAUGAACAAGAGUCUAGUGCUUUUAGACUAAACACAAACAAAAGUUCUAGUACUCAUAAACGACAUUAA